UCAGACGUGUGCGGCCAUGAUAGCGGCGGAUUACGUGGCCACGCGUGGGUGUCAAGCCGCGCUACUGUCGAACCAACAAACGGUGAGGAUCACGAAGACGCAAAAGUCUCGCGAAGUCACGAUUGUGGUGCUGUGCGACGCCAACGCGCAGGUGGAUUUCUCGGGGACGUUCGUGAAGUUGAAUCCGAAGAGUGGGCACGUGGGGUUUGAAUACGCACCAGCGGCGCGGAUGUUUGCGGGAUUUAUCAUCAUUUGGGUCAUCGUGUUCGCCGUCAAAGGGGCGUACUUUUGGAAGAGACGAGACGCGUUGACGUGGCUUCACGUCUUGCUGCUGGCGCCAGUCGUGACGCGUCUGGUGUGGCUCAUCGCGGCAAACAGGUUUUGGAUAAACGCCGAGAACACGGGUGCAGGAUUACCGCUGUCGAAAUCGAAUUUUGACGCUCCCACGGGCGGGGGCACGGAGGCGCUCAUGUUCAUAGGCUGUCUCUCCUUGAAUCAGUCGACGUUUUUCUGCACCUGGAUAAUCGUCUCCUACGGUUGGCUCAUCACGCGGCGUCGAAUGGAGUCAUGGGAAGUGUUCGUGACGAACACCUUUUUCUUUGGAAUGUUUGGGGUAAAUAUUUUGUGUCGAACGAUGUUUUCAUCGCUCGUUUUGAUUGGGUUUUAUCUAGCAUACCCGGGAUUGCUCGCCACGACGGUGGCGAACGCGACUAGAAAUCUUAAAUCGCUGCGGCUGCAACAUUUGAUGAUCUCGCACUCGCAAAAUCCGGGAGAUGCACACGUCGUGGAGGCAAAAGAGCUUAUAUUUAGGCGCAUGCAAGGACUGGUCUUCUGGUACGUCGCUGCGAAAAUUACCUCAUCCGUGACAGAACUCUUCCUCGAAGACGACGCGUGGGUUCGCUACCUGCUCGGUGAACUCAUAGACUUUGGCGCCGCAAUCACGUUGACGCACAUACUUCGCCCGAGAACGCAAGCGAAUCCGUUUAACACGCACUUCGUCCGCGAUUGGGAAGCCAUGUUCGAGGGUACCAUGAACUCCAUCGCCGAUCGCAUAGCAACGCUUGGUUUGAGUCCAAACGAAAUCCCGAGGCCUGAAUUUUACGUCGCCUAUGUCGGCGGUCGUCGAGAGCGCAUCGUCGACGGCGACGUCGUCAUCGAUAUCUCGGAUGACGAGUGGGAUAGUGGAGUUGGAUGUUUCCACCUGAUUCUUGUCGAGAAUCCGUGCACGCCAGAGACUGUACUUCAACAUUUGGCGAUAGCGUCGCCGGAUCGAGAGUUGACGUGACGCGUCCCCAGGUUUUUCUUCUCUCCAUCAAUCGUUGUAGCAUAGCC
Molecule: messenger RNA, 1332 nt
Organism: Ostreococcus lucimarinus CCE9901
Lineage: Eukaryota; Viridiplantae; Chlorophyta; Mamiellophyceae; Mamiellales; Bathycoccaceae
Exons: 1
Coding region: 17-1285 (422 amino acids)
Source: RefSeq, a predicted model, not a curated record